This is a messenger RNA of Sinocyclocheilus anshuiensis, 441 nucleotides long. RefSeq names its product reticulon-3-like. NCBI's taxonomy places the organism in Eukaryota, Metazoa, Chordata, Actinopteri, Cypriniformes, Cyprinidae. The record is from RefSeq and is a predicted model, not a curated record. Gene Ontology annotation, biological process: endoplasmic reticulum tubular network formation; neuron differentiation; brain development. Gene Ontology annotation, cellular component: endoplasmic reticulum membrane; neuron projection; postsynaptic density. The transcript is spliced from 3 exons. The annotation marks the transcript as partial.
AUGUUAGGGUCUGUGUUAGUAAGUGUUGGUGCAGUGGUGCUCAGAGGUGUGUGGGUAUUCAGUGGCAGGGCUAAUUGGGUUGACCCAUGUUCCUGUGACAGGGCUCUGAUGGAGAAAGAUGUCACCGUGCCCCCCGAGACCUUCCGCAAGCACGUGGACGCCUGUCUCACCCACGUCAACCGUGUGCUCAAGCAGAUGAGCCGCCUCUUUCUGGUCCAGGAUCUGGUGGAUUCCCUCAAGCUGGCAGUGGUUAUGUGGCUGAUGACAUAUGUUGGAGCGGUCUUCAAUGGCAUCACUAUCCUCAUCCUCGCCGACAUCCUGCUCUUCAGUGUACCGCCCAUCUAUGAGAAAAACAAGGUUAGAUCUAGAUCUUUCAGUUGCAAACUAUGCACUGUGUGCUCCAAAAAAGCAUUUAUUGUGGGGGUCCUAAUAAUAAUAAUA